AGACGGUAGGAAGGGACGGCGUCUGAUUCACCUGUCACAAAAACCGGACGGUUUCAACUAGUGAAGGUUCUCUCUCUCCAGUCUCCCCCUACCCCCACCAGCGCCAAACCCACAUACGCCACCUUCUCUUUCUCAUCAAUCUCUCUAUCUCUUUUUCUUUUUCUCUCUACCAUAAAUCAAUCUUGCUGUUCUCCGAUCAGAUGCGUUGUCUUCACAGGUACCGUUCGAUCCUAUCCCUAAUCUCUACUCAGUAUCUUGACUUUUCUAGGGUUAGGAUUUCUUCCAUCGUGCCCUUAUAAAAUCAAAUCAACUACACAUAUCUGAUAAUCUAACAGGAUUAUUUCGUAAAUCGGUUGAGAAUAAAAUGCAUCCGAGGUGGUUUAAUUGCUUUCGAUGCGCUAUUAUUCAUAUUGGUUACGAUGUGGACUGAUUUGGGUGGAUUUAGGAUACUUUUUAUUGAUUUCGUUAGGGUUUUCGAGUAGGAUUGCAUGAGGUUUUUUGCUCAUGCGAUUAAGUGUUGAUUCUGGUGAUAUGAUAAUGCCGGCAAAAGAGAAAAUGAAUGGUGGUGGUGUUUUAACAACCUUAUCCAUGGACAACAAUCAUUUCUUGUCCAUGGAUUCAAGUUUGUUCGAUCCGGCUGUAGAUCUGAAUCUACCGCCCGAUAUCAAUCUCCCACUCUCGGCGGAGCCAAGCCAUCCGCCACCUGUGUCGAUUGAUUCAUGUGAUAUGCUAGAACCCGGUUUAGGUUCUCAACAUUACCAAAGUGAAACACAUAUAAAUGUCACAAAAUCCGGGAAGAAGACCGCUAAGCGACUAGAUAGCAUGUGGGGGGCUUGGUUUUUCUUUAAUUUCUACUUCAAACCGGUUUUAAACGAGAAGUCAAAGAACAAGAACAUGGAUAAUAACGGACACGAUAUUGAUAAAUCACAGCUGAAGUUAGAUGUUUUCUUGGUUCAACAUGACAUGGAGAAUAUGUAUAUGUGGGCUUUUAAAGAAAGGCCCGAGAACGCAUUGGGGAAAAUGCAACUGAGAAGCUAUAUGAAUGGGCAUUCACGACAAGGGGAAAAGCCCUUUCCGUUUUGUGCUGAUAAGGGUUUCGUUAGAUCUCAUCGAAUGCAAAGGAAACAAUAUAGGGGACUCUCGAAUCCUCAGUGUGUUCAUGGGAUUGAAGUUGUUAGAUCACCUAAUUUGAUGGUAUUGGAAGAGGAAGAAAGAAGAAGGUGGAUGGAACUUACGGGAAGAGAUUUAAACUUUUCAAUUACUCUUGAAGCAUGUGAUUUCAGUUCUUGGAGGAACCUUCCAAGUACCGAUUUCGAAAUUGAACGCGCUCUCAUUCCAAAAGAUACAGCUAAUCAUCAUCAUCAACAACAAGAACCAAAGCGAUUGCUUUCUAGUACUGGUACUGGUACUGCAACUGGUGAUACUAUUACCAGUGUGCCAGAUCUUUUGGCGGGUUGUAAUGGUAAACGUCGGAAGAGCAACUCGCCACGUGGCAAUCACGAUGAAGAAAGUUCGGAUUCAGUUCUUGAUGUUCAUCAAGUGGAUCCGCAUUGGACGAGUGAAAUUUCUGGGGUGUUAAGAAGUGCUUAUGGGCCUGUAACGGCUGCAAAGACUAUCUAUGAAGAUGAAGAGGGAUUCUUGAUUGUUGUAAGUUUGCCAUGUGUAGAUCUUCAAAGGGUAAAAGUUACAUGGAGGAAUACGAUUUCACAAGGUGUUGUGAAGAUUUGUUGUGUGAGCACCGGGUGUAGGCCGGUGUUAGAAAGACAAAACAGGACGUUUAAGAUGAGCGAUCCGGCACCUGAGCACUGCCCUCCUGGGGAAUUUGUGAGGGAGAUUCUGCUUCCGACUCUGAUUCCUGAAGAUGCAAAGUUGGAAGCUUACAGGGACGAAACAGGAACUAUGCUUGAGAUAAUGGUGCCUAAGCAUCGUGUAGGACCUGAAGAACAUGAGGUUCAUGUUUGUCUUCGUUCAUCUCCAAGUGUUCUUAUGUUAACUUAAUGAAAACUGGAGUCGAUGUUUGAUGCUUCAUUGAUUUUUGCUGAUCUUUAUUUACCAAGUGGAAUCUAUGAAGUAAUGGGUUGUGUUUAUUUAUUACGUAGGUGUCUUUUUUUGUCGAUGCUUCCUUUAGUUUAUUGAACAAUUUCAAAGUGUGUUGUUAUUAUUACGGAUUGGUAGGUUUUAUUUAACUAUCAGUGUUUUAUUUUUAUUUUUUUUGUAUAUGAUAAGAUCAACGCCAAAAAAUGAAUGAGAGAUCUAUGAAGUAAUGGGUUGUGUUUAUUUAUUA
Molecule: messenger RNA, 2284 nt
Organism: Lactuca sativa (garden lettuce)
Lineage: Eukaryota; Viridiplantae; Streptophyta; Magnoliopsida; Asterales; Asteraceae
Source: RefSeq, a predicted model, not a curated record